AAAGGAAGCCUCAUGGGCCUUCAGGGUGUGUCGACUGGAAAGACAUGAGAUUCUGUUUUGGAGUGAAGCCUGCAGGCAGUAUGAAGGAGUUGAUCUUUGGUGUGUUCUUGGUUACAAUGGGAGUCUUCUCUCAAAGUUGGGCGAUUCUACUCCCUUUAGGUCUUCCAGUGGAAAUUUGUUACACUCAGUGGUUUGACCGUGACAAUCCUAGUGGAUUAGGAGAUUAUGAAACACUCGACCAGCUGAGAGCAGAAUAUCCAGGGACAAUCUGUCCCAAGCCUUUAACCAUUGAAGCUCAGACUGUCUCUGGUACUCCAGCCUCAAGCACUGGACAAGUGUUUCAAUACUACAACACGGUGUAUGGCUUUGCCUGUGUGAAUUCUCAGCAGAAAUUGGGAAGUUGUCUGGAUUAUAAGGUGCGUUUUAGGUGCCCGUGUCUUGACCUUGAGGUUCUCUGAUCAACCUGUGGCUUGAGUUAAACGUGUUGACCUUCAGGCAUCUUAUUGCAACCUUGUUAAUUCGUGUUGCUUCCUGUCUCUUAACUCAAAUGUGUAUUGAGAACAUGUACAGAAUGAACUUUCUUUUGGAGAGUAAUCGCAUGAGCAAUUUGUAUCCCCUGUAAUGAGAAACUGAAUAAUAAAAAUAAAAAAAAAAU
Molecule: messenger RNA, 655 nt
Organism: Pangasianodon hypophthalmus (striped catfish)
Lineage: Eukaryota; Metazoa; Chordata; Actinopteri; Siluriformes; Pangasiidae
Product: cartilage intermediate layer protein 1
Exons: 6
Coding region: 45-458 (137 amino acids)
Source: RefSeq, a predicted model, not a curated record